CAGAAGGCGGCAGAAGUGGCUCCUGAAUAGUCCGCUCUGCGCCUUUAUUUACUUUCUUUUUAUUUCCUGUUUUUGUCCCGAGCGAGUCUGGUGGUUCAUGUUCACAAAUGUUAGCGGUCGGGCAAAUGGAGGCUAACCGGCAGAGUGCUUUCGUCCUGGGCAGCACCCCGCUGGCGGCGUUGCACAACAUGACCGAGAUGAAGACGUCCCUGUUCCCGUACGCGCUGCAGCAGAGCCCGGCGGGCUUCAAGGCGCCACAUCUCUCCAGCCUCAACUCCCAGAUGACCGGAGGCACUCCGCACGGAAUAAGCGACAUCCUGGGGAGACCCAUCACCACGGCCGGGCAGCUGCUCUCCGGCUUCCCCCGGAUAAACGGCCUGGCCACCACGGCAGCCGCGGCGGCCGCGGGGAUGUACUUCAGCCCGGCGAUGUCGCGGUACCCGAAGCCCCUGGCUGAGCUGCCGGGGAGGGCGCCCAUCUUCUGGCCCGGGGUGAUGCAGGGCUCUCCCUGGAGGGACCCGCGGGUUCCCUGUCCCACUCAGACUAAUUUAAUGUUGGACAAGGACGGAAAGAAGAAACACUCCAGACCGACUUUUUCGGGACAGCAAAUUUUUGCACUGGAAAAAACUUUCGAGCAGACGAAAUACCUGGCCGGCCCAGAGAGAGCCCGGCUGGCUUACUCUUUAGGAAUGACCGAGAGUCAAGUCAAGGUCUGGUUCCAGAACAGAAGAACCAAAUGGCGGAAGAGACACGCGGCAGAGAUGGCCACGGCCAAGAAGAAGCACGACUCCGAGACGGAGAAGAUGAAGGAGAGCUCGGAUAACGAGGAGGACGACGAGUACAACAAACCACUGGACCCAAACUCAGACGACGAGAAAAUCACGAGACUGUUGAAAAAGCACAAGGCCACCAACCUGGCGCUCAUCAGCCCCUGCAGUAACAGCUCGGACACCUUGUGAUGCCCACAGCUGUGGGGGGCCCUAAGUACGGGGAGGGGGGCCCAAAAGGGUCCAACAGAGACUUGCCGCACUCUUUCUGACCCCCUUUCCACCUGACAUUACGAUCAUGCGCCUGAGGGGAUAGCAUUGUGCUCACACGGAGCAAGAAAAUGCGUAAAAGUGCCAAGACGCACGAAAGACGCGCUCAUCAAAACAUGGGCAGAGACGCAUUUGGCUGCAUCCAAACCCACUUACAGAGACUACAAACACGGAGAUAUGACUCCUGUCAGAACUGGACUUCAUGAAGACUGAUAAUGACGCGUUCACGUCAGAUAAAAGGACAAAAAUAAAUGGGACAGGAAAUUGUUUUGGCGACGCAAAUCAGUUUUUACGCAUACAAGUGGAGUUUUAA
Molecule: messenger RNA, 1350 nt
Organism: Plectropomus leopardus (leopard coralgrouper)
Lineage: Eukaryota; Metazoa; Chordata; Actinopteri; Perciformes; Serranidae
Gene: nkx6-2
Product: NK6 homeobox 2
Biological process (GO): regulation of transcription by RNA polymerase II; cell differentiation
Cellular component (GO): nucleus
Molecular function (GO): RNA polymerase II cis-regulatory region sequence-specific DNA binding; DNA-binding transcription factor activity, RNA polymerase II-specific
Source: RefSeq, a predicted model, not a curated record